GCUCGGGGCGGUUGGUUGGAGCGUCGCCGCAGUCGAAAGGUCCGGGAAAGUUUCUUUGGAGGUCCGGCCCGGAGCGGCCAUGUCCCACGGUCCCAAGCAGCCCGGCGCGGCCGCCGCGCCGGCGGGUGGCAAGGCUCCGGGCCAGCAUGGGGGCUUCGUGGUGGCUGUCAAGCAGGAGCGCGGCGAGGGCCCGCGGGCCGGCGAGAAGGGGUCCCAGGAGGAGGAGCCAGUGAAAAAGCGUGGCUGGCCCAAGGGCAAGAAGCGAAAGAAGAUUCUUCCGAAUGGGCCCAAGGCACCGGUGACAGGCUAUGUGCGCUUCCUGAACGAGCGGCGUGAGCAGAUCCGCACGCGCCACCCGGACCUGCCCUUUCCCGAGAUCACCAAGAUGCUGGGAGCAGAAUGGAGCAAGCUGCAGCCAGCAGAGAAGCAGAGGUACCUGGAUGAGGCGGAGCGGGAGAAGCAGCAGUACAUGAAGGAGCUGCGGGCCUACCAGCAGUCAGAGGCCUACAAGGUGUGCGCUGAGAAGAUCCAGGAAAAGAAGAUCAAAAAAGAGGACUCGGGCUCCGGGCUCAUGAACACUCUCUUGAAUGGACACAAGGGUGGAGACUGUGACGGCUUCUCCACCUUCGAUGUCCCCAUUUUCACUGAAGAGUUCUUGGACCAAAACAAAGCGCGGGAGGCGGAGCUGCGGCGCCUGCGGAAGAUGAACGUAGCCUUCGAGGAGCAGAACGCGGUGCUGCAGAGACACACGCAGAGCAUGAGCAGCGCGCGCCAGCGCCUGGAGCAGGAGGUGGCGCUGGAGGAGCGGCGGACGCUGGCGCUGCAGCAGCAGCUCCAGGCCGUGCGCCAGGCGCUCACCGCCAGCUUCGCCUCGCUGCCUGUGCCGGGCACUGGCGAGACGCCGACGCUGGGCACGCUGGACUUCUACAUGGCCCGGCUGCAUGGGGCCAUCGAGCGUGACCCAGCCCAGCAUGAGAGGCUCAUCGUCCGCAUCAAGGAGAUCCUGGCCCAGGUCGCCAGCGAGCACCUCUGAGGAAUGGGCCGCUCACGACGCAGAUAAGCAGCUCUGGGCUCAUCUCUAUCCCCACCCCAGUGAAGGAGAGGCUGGGGGUCCCCCCUUAGGGGCUAGGCCCCAUUCUGCACCUUGGGGGCACCAGCCCCCCUAAAAUUAAAUUUCUACAAUAUCCCUUUAGCUUUCCGUCUCCCCAGCUUCUUGAACCCAGAGGAAGCACUGGGCAUUGGAGCUGAAGCCAGACCCCGUGGCCGCAGAGCUAGAGAGGCCUGCUCCCCUCUUGGGGCUGGCCGCAGGGCAGGACCCAGACAGGACUGCUGCACACCUGGUGGGGCUCCGUGGCCACCCACCACACGAUGUGGGACCCCGAAUUGCUCACCAAGAGGGCGGCACAGUGUGCCUUACAGGCAGGGGGCACCCUGGUGACCACUUUCACGGGUGGGCCCCCAAAUCCCUGCACCCCAGGGAAAGCUGUGCAAACCCCUUGUCCAGUAGAGGGACCUCGGGAGCCAGACCUUUCCCCAACUCAAUCCCAACAUCUGCAAUAAACACAGUAGAGUUUGCGUUCA
This is a messenger RNA of Marmota flaviventris (yellow-bellied marmot), 1581 nucleotides long. It is a transcript of the gene Hmg20b, whose product is annotated as high mobility group 20B. The record is from RefSeq and is a predicted model, not a curated record. Gene Ontology annotation, cellular component: nucleus. Gene Ontology annotation, biological process: regulation of gene expression. Lineage: Eukaryota; Metazoa; Chordata; Mammalia; Rodentia; Sciuridae.